Messenger RNA from Rotaria sp. Silwood2, 381 nucleotides. The record is from the annotation of a GenBank genome assembly. NCBI's taxonomy places the organism in Eukaryota, Metazoa, Rotifera, Eurotatoria, Philodinida, Philodinidae.
AUGAGUAUGUUACUAGCUGGUGGACGAUCCGUAACAGCUCAUCGAAUUUCACAAAAUGGUGUUCAUAGAACAAAUUAUCCAAUGCAGUGGUCAUCAUCAAGUACGCAACGUCAUGAAAGUUUGUCUCCAUUGAGUGUACAUCGUGAUAGUGCAUCUUCAAUUAUUCUACGUCGUGAAAGUAUAUCUCUAAUGGGUCGACGUCGUGCAUUGGAUUUAUAUGGUACUAAAGAUGUACUCUUUACACAUGAACAAAUGAAAAAAGCAACACGAUAUAAUACCAGUGCAACAGGUUUCCAUUCUUUCGGGUGGACCUUUGAACGCCAACAUCCCGAUUUUGGAUUCAAAUCUUUGCGCAUUCCUCUUAUAACUGGACAAAGUUAG